AGAGAUUUCUUUAACAGAUAAUAAGAGAAUUAUUCUUAUUUGAGAGUUCUUAUAAUUUGUGAUCGAGUUACUUGCUUUCUAUAGUUAGGGUAGAAUGGGUUCAAGCUCAGCAGUAGUAUCUACAAUUGUGCAGAACUGGAGAGAGCAUCCUCCUUCUUCGUAUUCCCUCAAGGUUCACAACUUCUCACAGCUAGUGAAUUCGACGACGGUCUCUGAUGAUAAAUACCAAUCUCGUCUUUUCUCAUCGGGUGGAUAUAAUUGGAGACUGAUCGUCUACCCAAAUGGUAACGGAAAGGAUGAUGGGAGUGGAUUUAUUUCCAUGUACGUGGAAAUAGACAGCAAAAUAACAACAGAGGUUUUUGCGGAACUCCGUUUCUUUGUCUACAACAAAAAAGAAAACAAGUACUUUACUAUUCAAGAUCUAGAAGUAAGGCGGUUCAAUGCCCUUAAAACGGUGUGGGGAUUGCAGCAAUUUCUUCCAUUGGAUACAUUCAAUGACCUUAAAAAUGGAUACAUCUUUGAGGGAGGUCAUUGUGAGUUUGGUGUUGAUGUCAUUGUUGCAUCACCCCUCACCAACUGGGAAAUCCUGUCUUUUGACGAGAAACUCUCGAACCCCAAGUUCUCUUGGGCUGUCAAGAAAUUUUCUGACUUGAAAGAGCAUGUUUACACAUCAGACAGUUUCUCAUUGGGAGGAAGACAAUGGGUUCUAAAGAUGUAUCCGAAGGGUGCCUCUGGAUCAGAUGGCAAAUGGUUAUCCUUUUAUCUGUUUUUAGCUGCUGGUGAUACACUAAAAGCAGAUGAGAAGGUUUUUAGGCAAGGGCAUAUUCGAGUUCUAGACCCACUUGGAUCCAAUCACAUUGAACUUAAAACAAACCGCUGGGUCGAGGGAUCCUAUACGGGUUGGGGUUGGGACCAGUUUUUGUCUUUAGCUGAACUUCGGAAGUCUUACUUGGACAAGAAAGACACGUUGAAUGUUGAGGUGGAAUUCGAAGUUGUUUCUGCUACCAAAUACUCUACCAUUAUCUGAGCUUUACUUUGUACUCUCAUAAUAUCUAUUAUCUACUAUGAUCACUAUAGUACUAUGUGACAAAGUUUGUCUUUAGCUGAUCUUCAAAAGGUUUUACUUGGAUAAGGAAGACGCAAUUAAAUUUGGUAUCGA
Messenger RNA from Brassica oleracea var. oleracea, 1159 nucleotides. RefSeq lists its product as uncharacterized. NCBI's taxonomy places the organism in Eukaryota, Viridiplantae, Streptophyta, Magnoliopsida, Brassicales, Brassicaceae. Gene Ontology annotation, molecular function: protein binding. The coding region runs from base 95 to 1027 and encodes 310 amino acids. The transcript has 5 exons. The record is from RefSeq and is a predicted model, not a curated record.